AUGCAAGUGUUCAGCAAGGACUGGGGCCCAAAACUGCAACCAUUCAAACUGAUAUUUCUCCUCCUCCUCCUCCUGCUGCUGCUCCAUCCAACUUGCAGCAAGAGUUCAAGCUCCGUGGGCAAGGAAGUUCAAUAUCCCAUCAACACCCACAAAGAGGAGAUCAUCAUUGGGGGUUUAGUAUCCACUUUAAUGGGCAACAUAUCUUUGCUCCAGUUUUCAUACCCCCCUCAGUUGAUGACAGAAAUAUGGCUACUCCCUAAAAAUUACCAGCAUGUCUUUGCCUUCGAUUUUGCCAUCGGUGAGAUCAACAAGAACAUCAAGUUGUUACCCAACAUCACGCUGCGACCAAAGAUUGAGGACAAUGCUUUUAGUUCCAUCUGGACCUACAUGUCUACUCUUAAUCUGCUCUUUGAAUGGGAAGGAAACCUUCCCAAUUACUCCUGCGGCAGGGGAAAGACGCUAAUGGCCAUCAUUGGGGGGCUCAUGUCCCAAAGCUCCAUCCAGAUGGCUCACAUCUUAACUCUCUACCACAUUCCUCAGCUCAGUUAUGGCAGCUCAGAAUUAGCACUGAGCGAUAAAGCACGGUUCCCUUCUUUCUAUCGGAUGGUUCCAAACGAAACUCCGCAGUAUGUCGGGAUCGUUGAGCUGCUGAAGUAUUUUGGAUGGACGUGGAUAGGGAUUUUCAUUUCAUGUGACGAUAGCGCCUAUGAUCAGUAUCUGCCAAUGAAAAAUAACUGCACAACAGAGGAGAAGCUGAGGGGCCUCCCUCAAACUAUGUUUGAAAUGAGAAUGUCGGGGGAGAGCUACGGCAUCUACAAUGCAGUCUUUGCUGUAGCCCACGCUCUCCAUGCCCUGUAUUCAUCAAGAGCCAAGUGGAAAGUAAUGGGUGAUGGAGACAGGUGGGAUCUUCUGCAAGUUGAGCCAGGGCAGUGUUGCUAUGAUUGCGCUCAGUGCCCUGCAAGGAAAAUGUCAAUCCAGAUUGAUGCAGACCAGUGUGAGAGUUGCCCAGAAGAUCAAUAUCCAAAUGUGAAGCAAGAUCGAUGUAUCCCUCGAAGUAUUACCUAUUUGUCCUAUGGAGAACCCUUAGGAGCAGCCCUGGCUUCCUUCACCCUAUUCUUUUCUUUCACCUCCGUUGUGGUGAUGGGUAUCUUCAUUCGGAAUCAGAAUACCCCCAUUGUCAAAGCCAACAACAAGAGCAUCACCAGCGGUCUUCUCUGCUCACUGCUGGUUGGCUUUCUGUGCUGCUUCCUAUUCAUUGGUCACCCUGGGAAGGUAACUUGUCUUCUUCGGCAAACAGUAUUCAGCAUCACCUUCUCCACUGGAGUUUCUUGUGUGUUGGCCAAAACCAUCACUGUUGUGGUGGCUUUCACGGCUACCAAACCUGGAAACAGGAUGAGGAAAUGGGUAGGGAAUCCCCUGGCAGCAUCACUCAUCACUCUCUGCUCUCUUAUUCAAACUGGCAUCUGUGCUGCGUGGCUUGUAAGUUCUCCUCCAUUCCCUGAGUAUGACAAGGAUUCCCAGGUUGGUCAAAUCAUAGUUCAAUGCAAUGAAGGGUCAAACGUGAUGUUCUACAAUGUCCUGGGCUACAUGGGCUUCCUGGCCAUCAUCACCUUCACUGUGGCCUUCCUUGCCAGAAAGUUGCCUGAUACUUUUAAUGAAGCCAAGUUUAUCACCUUCAGCAUGUUGUUGUUCUGCAGUGUUUGGGUGUCCUUUGUUCCAACGUAUCUGAGUACUAAGGGGAAAUACAUGGUGACCGUGGAGGUCUUCUCCAUCUUGGCCUCCAGUGCGGGUGUGUUGGGCUGCAUCUUCUUUCCCAAAUGCUACAUUAUUAUCUUGAGACCUGAACUAAACACCAAGGAUCAGCUGGUGAGGAAAAAAAAGUGUCACACUUAA
Molecule: messenger RNA, 1893 nt
Organism: Gekko japonicus
Lineage: Eukaryota; Metazoa; Chordata; Lepidosauria; Squamata; Gekkonidae
Product: vomeronasal type-2 receptor 116-like
Exons: 6
Coding region: 1-1893 (630 amino acids)
Biological process (GO): G protein-coupled receptor signaling pathway
Cellular component (GO): membrane
Molecular function (GO): G protein-coupled receptor activity
Source: RefSeq, a predicted model, not a curated record